AUGAAUAGAUAUGAUUUCUUGUCUAGCUUGCCGUUUUUGCAGCCAUUUCAUGCUUUUAAUCAAUUUUAUGAAGAAUUUUCUCGGAAGGAACCUUACUCUUCAAAAUAUGAUAAUGUACGAGUUGUGGAGUUGUCCAAGUUUUUACAGCAACAUUAUGAACAAUAUGUUGAAGAUGCCUUUAUGAUAUUUAGUGGAAAUUCGUGUUUGACUGAUGAUAGAGAUGAAUUACACUUCUUUUUUAAAACAGGAGGAUCGGAACAAGAACAAUUGAAUAUUCAGGAGAGUAGUGAUCCUGGACAAUUGAAAACAAAAAUUAUAUUGAUUAAAGCCCAUUCUUUAAAUUCUGCAGAGGCUGCUGAAAGGUACUUGUUUGGAGAAUGUAUUUUGAAAUAUGAUGUACCUCCAUCAGAAAAGAAGAGAAAGAAACUGGAAUCAACCAAACCAACUACCUUCAAAGCUACAACAGAAAUUGAGAUUGAGCAUGCCAAGGCUUUGGAACUGAGAGGAUUUCUCACAUAUAAUACUAGUACGAAACUCUACGAAUUGGUUACAAUUUACUUUGUAAUUAUGAUGAUUGACGGUUUCUGUUUUCUGUACGAUCACACAGAAAUUGAAAAAAUUACCAAACCAAUCCUCUCCAUCAAUAAGACUGAGGUCACUAAUUCAGUUCAAUCCUCUCCCUCAGCCAAGACUGCUUCGGCUGCAGAUGCUGAGCUCUUGCGAGAUGUGGAACUAUUUUUGAAAAAUAAGGACAAGGAGAAGGGUUUGAAUACUUCUGAAAGUGAAAUACAUAACGAGGAUAUUAAUAUACCAUAUCUUGGAUUGACAUCAUGCUAUACCAAUAUGAGAUUGUAUCAUAUUUUGGACACAUUUGAAGUUUCUAAUGCUGGAGACAAAAUUUCAACAAAGGAGGAAAAGUUGGAAGGAAUUCAUUCAGACUUGGUUGGAUGUAUGAAUAUGAUGUUAAAACAUUUGAGACCUAUCAAUAUGGGAUUUUUAAUCAAUCUAAUAUUUGGAAAUUAUCUCAAAGAUUCCAUGACAGAUGAGGGUGAUUCUAACUCUUUUCAAAGUUGUGUCUAUUCAAAGUGGAAUAAUUUAGAGAAUUUCCUGCACUCUACCAAAACUCAUCCAAUAUUGCUCAGUAGUAGCAACUUGAAAACAUCCUCUCUAAAGAAUAUACCCACCCAAGAUUUGGAAAUUUGCUACAAUAGUCUAUCUGAUUUGAUUGACCAAUAUCAGAGUGCACUCAUGCCAAUCAGUUCAACAGCCAACGAACAAGCCUUAAAAAAACUCAAACAAAAGGAAUCAGAUCACAAACUCAAAAUUGAAGAAAUGUGCAAACAAUUCAACAAUGAUUCCUCACUCACCAACUCAGCAAUGUUAGUCGAUUUGGAUGAAGAAAUUGCCAACAUGAGAGCUACUCAAGAAAUGCUCAUUCUCUCGAAUUGUGUCCUCAACAAGAACUUUUCAUUGUAA
This is a messenger RNA of Naegleria gruberi, 1476 nucleotides long. RefSeq lists its product as uncharacterized. NCBI's taxonomy places the organism in Eukaryota, Heterolobosea, Eutetramitea, Acrasida, Naegleriidae. The coding region runs from base 1 to 1476 and encodes 491 amino acids. The record is from RefSeq and is a predicted model, not a curated record. The transcript has a single exon.